Molecule: messenger RNA, 783 nt
Organism: Fraxinus pennsylvanica
Lineage: Eukaryota; Viridiplantae; Streptophyta; Magnoliopsida; Lamiales; Oleaceae
Source: the annotation of a GenBank genome assembly
AUGGAUGACCCGAAUCGACCCGUCACAGGCUAUCCCGCCCCGACCCAUAAUCCCAAUCCCAACGGUUAUGCCGUCGGCGGCAAUCGACCUCCGUCCGGCACUGGUUACCCUUACGCAGCCCCUCCUCCAACCACUGGCUACUACAGUCACCAGAAUAACCAUUAUAACCAGCAGAAUUACUACCAGGACCCAUACUCCGCCCGCCGCGCCACCUGUCUCCGCCGCAUCUUCGCCUUUGUUAUUGGGCUUAUUAUCAUAAUGGGUACCAUCACUUUUAUUGUCUGGCUUGUCCUCCGCCCCCAGCUCCCCGAGUUCCGAGUAGAUUCGUUUUCCGUUUCUAAUUUCACUGUCGGAAAUAAUUCUCUAGUCUCGUUCACUUCGGAAAUCCAGAUCACCGCCCGGAACCCGAAUAAGAAAAUGAAACUUGGUUACGAUCAUAUUAGCGCUGACGUUUUUUACAAAUCAGAGUCUCUUGCUGAUACUACCAUUCCUCCAUUUUACCAAGAUACCAAAAAUGAAACUUCCAUAAAGGCGAAUUUCGCAGCAGCUGGGAGGUAUGUGGAUAAGGGGGUAGUUGAUGGGAUCAACUGGGAUAGGAGCAAGAAUGGGAACGUGGGAUUCAAUUUGAGGAUGAUUUCUAGGGUUAAGUUUGAGGCGAAGGCCUGGCGGACAAGAAGAAGGUUUUUGAAGGUGUUUUGUGGGGAUCUGGUUGUUGGGAUUACAAGUAAUGGGAGAUCCGGUAUGUUAACCGGUGGGCCGAAGCAGUGCCGUGCAGGGAUCUGA